UGGCCUCAGGGUUCCGGUCAACCAAUGGUGGGGCAGCGGCGUCGGCGUCCGUACACCGCCUCUAGCUUUUCCCGCGAAAGUCGGCGGCGGAGCGUGGAGGUUCUUGUCAUCCGUGAUUUGUGGAGUUCGUAAAGGGAGAGGUGCAGUCAUGUCGGGCUUUGACGAUCCUGGCAUUUUCUACAGCGACAGCUUCGGGGGGGACGCCGGGGCCGAUGAGGGGCAAGCCCGCAAAUCGCAGCUGCAGAAGCGCUUCAAGGAGUUCCUGCGCCAGUACCGAGUGGGCACCAACCGCACGGGCUUUACCUUCAAAUACAGGGAUGAACUCAAGCGGCAUUACAACCUGGGGGAGUACUGGAUUGAGGUGGAGAUGGAGGAUCUGGCCAGCUUUGAUGAAGACUUGGCUGACUACUUGUACAAGCAGCCAGCUGAACACCUGCAGCUGCUAGAGGAAGCUGCUAAAGAGGUGGCUGAUGAGGUGACCCGGCCCCGGCCUGCUGGUGAGGAGGUGCUCCAGGAUAUCCAGGUCAUGCUCAAGUCUGACGCCAGCCCUUCCAGCAUUCGUAGCCUGAAGUCAGACAUGAUGUCACACCUGGUGAAGAUCCCUGGCAUCAUCAUUGCGGCCUCUGCAGUCCGAGCCAAGGCCACCCGCAUCUCUAUCCAGUGUCGCAGCUGCCGUAACACCCUCACCAACAUUGCCAUGCGCCCGGGCUUGGAGGGAUACCCCCUGCCCAGGAAGUGCAACACGGAUCAGGCUGGGCGCCCCAAGUGCCCACUGGACCCGUAUUUUAUCAUGCCGGACAAGUGCAAGUGUGUGGACUUCCAGACCCUGAAGCUGCAGGAGCUGCCUGAUGCAGUGCCCCAUGGUGAGAUGCCCAGACACAUGCAGCUCUACUGCGACAGAUACCUGUGUGACAAGGUUGUCCCUGGGAACAGGGUCACCAUCAUGGGCAUCUACUCCAUCAAGAAGUUUGGCCUGACCUCCAACAGGGGCCGAGACAGGGUGGGUGUGGGCAUCCGGAGCUCCUAUAUCCGUGUCUUGGGCAUCCAGGUGGACACAGAUGGCUCUGGUCGCAGCUUUGCUGGGACUGUGAGCCCACAGGAGGAGGAGGAAUUCCGUCGCCUAGCCUCCCUCCCCAAUGUUUACGAGGUCAUCUCCAAGAGCAUCGCCCCCUCCAUCUUUGGGGGCAUGGACAUGAAGAAGGCCAUCGCCUGCUUGCUCUUUGGGGGCUCCCGAAAGAGGCUCCCUGAUGGGCUUACUCGUCGAGGGGACAUCAACCUGCUGAUGCUGGGGGACCCUGGGACGGCCAAGUCCCAGCUUCUGAAAUUUGUGGAAAAGUGUUCUCCCAUUGGGGUGUACACGUCUGGGAAAGGCAGCAGUGCGGCUGGACUGACAGCCUCAGUGAUGAGGGACCCCUCUUCCCGGAACUUCAUCAUGGAGGGCGGAGCCAUGGUCCUGGCUGAUGGUGGGGUCGUCUGUAUUGAUGAGUUUGACAAGAUGAGAGAAGAUGACCGCGUGGCAAUCCAUGAAGCCAUGGAGCAGCAGACCAUCUCCAUCGCCAAGGCUGGGAUCACCACUACCCUGAACUCCCGGUGCUCUGUCCUGGCUGCCGCCAACUCAGUGUUUGGCCGCUGGGAUGAAACGAAGGGAGAGGACAACAUUGACUUCAUGCCCACCAUCUUGUCCCGCUUCGACAUGAUCUUCAUUGUCAAGGACGAGCAUAAUGAGGAGAGGGAUGUGAUGCUGGCCAAACAUGUCAUCACUCUGCACGUGAGUGCACUGACACAGACACAGGCCGUAGAGGGCGAGAUUGACCUGGCCAAGCUGAAGAAGUUCAUUGCCUACUGCCGAGCGAAAUGUGGCCCUCGGCUGUCAGCGGAGGCUGCGGAGAAGCUGAAGAACCGCUAUAUUAUCAUGCGGAGUGGGGCCCGUCAGCACGAGAGGGACAGCGACCGCCGCUCCAGCAUCCCCAUCACUGUGCGGCAGCUGGAGGCCAUCGUGCGCAUCGCUGAGUCCCUCAGCAAGAUGAAGCUGCAGCCCUUUGCCACAGAGGCAGAUGUGGAGGAGGCUCUGAGGCUCUUCCAAGUGUCCACAUUGGAUGCCGCCUUGUCUGGCACCCUGUCAGGGGUGGAGGGCUUCACCAGCCAGGAGGACCAGGAGAUGCUCAGCCGCAUCGAGAAGCAGCUGAAGCGCCGCUUUGCCAUCGGCUCCCAGGUGUCCGAGCACAGCAUUAUCCAGGAUUUCACCAAGCAGAAAUACCCAGAGCAUGCUGUGCACAAAGUGCUGCAGCUCAUGCUGCGGCGGGGCGAGAUCCAGCACCGCAUGCAGCGCAAGGUCCUCUACCGCAUCCGGUGAGCCUGCGCUCCCUCCGCUCUGCCCCGCCCCUCCACGGCCCACCGUGCUUCCAGCUCUCCUGCUGCUGUCGGCCAUCAAGAACACAGCUGUCACCUCUGCCUCCCCACUGCUAUCCUGGAGUUUCCCAGGCGCCCUCUUUUCUCCUGGAGGAAGAAACCAUUGUGUUCAGCUUCACUUCCUCGGGCCAUGGCCUCUGCUGCUGUUCUGAGAAAGUUUUUUGGAAACAAUAAAGCUGCUGUGUG
Molecule: messenger RNA, 2595 nt
Organism: Otolemur garnettii (small-eared galago)
Lineage: Eukaryota; Metazoa; Chordata; Mammalia; Primates; Galagidae
Gene: MCM5
Product: minichromosome maintenance complex component 5
Exons: 17
Coding region: 149-2353 (734 amino acids)
Biological process (GO): double-strand break repair via break-induced replication; DNA replication; DNA replication initiation
Cellular component (GO): nucleus; MCM complex
Molecular function (GO): ATP binding; DNA replication origin binding; single-stranded DNA helicase activity
Source: RefSeq, a predicted model, not a curated record